CAAUGGGCUUAGAAAAGCUCAGGUUUCUGCGGAACCUGAAUUUGUCCUUCAACAAUCUCCAAGCAAAGGUGGUAGUUGAAGGGGUUUUCGGAAACAUCAGCUGGGAAUCAUUGCAAGGAAAUAAGGGGCUCUGUAGUGACAGCAAGGAUACACAGAAGAAGAGACUGCCUGCAUGCAGCAAGCAUGGAUCUUCUUCUCUUAAGCUCAAAAUCAUUCUUCCAAUUGCUAGCUCUGUAGUACUUUUAUGUGUUCUCUUCUGUUUAAUAUCUAUAGCGAAUUCAAGGAAACAGGAGAGUGAUAUUAGAAGAAGUUCAUGGGGUGCUUCCUUCAAAGGUCAACAUUGGAAAAUAUCAUACCAAGAUAUUUUAUCUGCAACAAACAAUUUCGACUCAGUGAAUUUGAUAGGUAAGGGAGGCUUCAGCUCUGUUUGUAAAGGAAUUAUUGGUAGUGAAAAUGAAAUAACCACCACCGUUGCCAUUAAGGUGUUUGACAUGAAAAAAAGCAAAGCUUCUAAGAGCUUUGCAUUAGAAUGCAAGACUCUGAGGAACAUUCGGCAUCGAAACCUGGUCAAGAUCAUCACGUCCUGCUCAAGCAUCGACCACAGUGGAGCCGAAUUUAAAGCUCUUGUUAUGGUUUUCAUGUCUGAUGUCAGUCUGGAGGAGUGGUUGCAUCCGGAGGAGAGCGCGUCUAUGAUGAGAUUGAAUCUGCUUCAGAGACUGAACAUCAGUAUAGAUGUAGCUACCGCCAUGGACUAUCUACACCAUGAUUGUAACCCAGCUGUGGCCCACUGUGAUCUGAAACCCAGCAAUGUGCUCUUGGAUGAUGAGAUGACUGCUAGUGUUGGGGACUUUGGAUUGGCCAGACUUCUCUUUCCUUCAGAGAACCGGAAUAGCACAGUCGAACUAAAGGGAUCCAUUGGCUAUAUUGCCCCAGAGUAUGGUAUAGGCAGCAAAGCAUCGACAAGUGGAGAGGUUUAUAGUUAUGGAAUACUAUUGUUGGAGAUUUUCACAGGCAAGAAGCCCAUAGAUGACAUGUCCAAGGAUGGAUUAAACCUGAAUAAAUUUGCAACUGCAGUGUUUGAGAAUCGUGUUGUGGAAAUUGUUGAUCUGAGCCUGCUGGAAAAUGAUGAUGACUCUGAGAGAAGUAACAGCACUAGCAGCAACACCAACACAAACAGCAAUGAUCGUAUUACGGGUGAAGUCAUGGAAACACAGAGAAUGAGACAGAAAUAGAUUGGCAGAGUAGAAAAGAAGCGUGUUUAGAAGCCCUGAUAAGAAUCGGUCUUUCAUGUGCGGCAUAUUCACCGAAGGAUCGUCCCAGUAUGAGAGAAAUUCUAAUUAAAAUGCACGACAUAAACGAAUCAUUGUUUCAGUUUGGAGGGAAAUGAUUUUCUUUCAUGAUCAAUUCUUAUCAUCAUAGUAAUUUGUGGUGGAUCAAGACAGCCUUAGUUUUAGGUUAAUAGCUUUAAGAGAGUCUUUUUAUCUUGUGGACUUUCCUCCUAAAUAAUAUGAUGAUGACAAUGAAAUUGUGUGGC
Molecule: messenger RNA, 1534 nt
Organism: Magnolia sinica
Lineage: Eukaryota; Viridiplantae; Streptophyta; Magnoliopsida; Magnoliales; Magnoliaceae
Product: probable LRR receptor-like serine/threonine-protein kinase At3g47570
Exons: 2
Coding region: 3-1232 (409 amino acids)
Biological process (GO): protein phosphorylation
Molecular function (GO): protein kinase activity; ATP binding
Source: RefSeq, a predicted model, not a curated record